Messenger RNA from Etheostoma spectabile (orangethroat darter), 2346 nucleotides. RefSeq lists its product as uncharacterized. NCBI's taxonomy places the organism in Eukaryota, Metazoa, Chordata, Actinopteri, Perciformes, Percidae. The record is from RefSeq and is a predicted model, not a curated record. The transcript is spliced from 20 exons. Bases 88 to 2043 code for a protein of 651 amino acids.
AAACGUCGCAUCCGGCAACGUUGAGUUUGGAGAACACCGGCGCCAAAAACAUUUACUUUGAAUAAACGGACAGCAAAGACAUUUCUGAUGGACACAUCGGUGGACGCUGGAGUAAUCAUCAUCGUCAGUGAUGAUGAAGAUGAAAUAUGCAGUGAACCCUCGGUUCUCAUUGUGGAGGUGGAGGACGUGAAGAAGAGUGACUGGGUUGUAUCUCCCACUGCCCUGGAUGAAGACCUGGUGGUCACCUUCUCCCGCCGAGCUGAGGUGCUGCCUCACGCACGAUACGACUGUCCCGUACAUGCUUUUACGGCUACAGAUUGUGUGAUCGACACUCCUGUGGCCGGUAACCAGCUCAUGUGCGAUCAGUGUUUCUGCUACAUCUGCGACAAGCUGGCGUCAUUGUGUUUAAUGUGGAGUCAGACAGGUGUGUGUCACUGCAACAGCCACAAGAGGAGCAACUUCUGGAACUGCCUGCGAGACUGCAUGCUGCUUGGAGGACUGAAGACAUUCAAGCUCACUCUGUCGGAAAUAGAUGCUCCCCUCCGACACGCAGAGAUGAUGCUGCAGCGGUUCAGACACGGGCUCUCUGACCUGUUCUCUUCCUUCCUGAAGGGAAAGAUUGUAGAGUUGGUAAAUUCCACACAGAAAGUCCUCUUACACGAUUACACACCUGUGUACGAGUUUGUCUCAUCGUUCCUGAACUCGGCAGAUAAACAGGAGGACAGAGCUGCUGCCAUCAUGAGACUCGGAGCUGCUGAGGACUUUAUUGGACAUUUUCAAGUCUCAGGGACUGUCCCCCUACCGUCUCCAAUGAGUAAUGCUGCUUCAGCCAAACUGGUGUUACUGCAGAGGGUAAUAGCAUCCGUGCAGAGACAGAUGGUGAUGGCUGAUUUUACCCAAGAGUUCAUCCACAAGCUGCAGGAUUUUUACAAGAGAUUGUGUUUCCCUGCUGAGCUGAGGAACAUGAAGAACAGUCUGUGUGUUCGUCCUUGGGAUGAUGUCCUGCUGGUGUCUGUGCUGAAGGGUCAGAACGUGUCAGGAGUUCGCAAAGACAAAGGCAAGAAGGACGUCCUUUAUGAACCGAUUUCUGUAAUUCUACUGAGAACAGAACUACUACAGCAACAGCACAGGUACCGAGAACUGCGUCGCUAUUUACAAGUCGUCAAGACUGAUGAUAUUGAACUAUUCCAGCCAGUACAGGACCUCAUCCCUUUCUUCAUGUGCAUGGAGGGGGACUUUAUGUCCUCUCUGCACAGUUUGUUCCCUUCAGUAAACGCCCCCGCCUCCCGUUUUACUCCAGAUCUUUUUCACUUUUAUCUCCACAUCUUUAAAACCGCAACAGCACCAAAACUAGCAGUCAUGAGGCCAGAAGAGCUCUGCUGCUCUGAUGCGGCGUGGGAGCCUAUUAAAGAUGCUGUGCCACUGACGUGUGCUAGGCUGGUGAGGUUUGCUCUCAGGGUUCAGAGAUGCAGCUCUGCCGUCUUCACGGAUUCUCAAUGCUGGACCAGUUUACUCACAGUCGUCAACACACACACCGCUCUCCCAGAACCAUGCUCACAGUUUUUACAGGAAGCCAAGGAUGUCGUGAAUUCGAUUCUGCAGCUCCAGUCAGAUGUACUGAUCCCGGGAUACUUUCAGAAGGUGUACCCAGAUCAGGCCUUGUUGCUGUUGGUAACAGGGGCUUUAGGUUUGAGAAUCUGUAAAGCGCCUCUGAGUCCAGCCCUCCCCAUGCUUAAUACGUUUACGGAGAAUACUUGGGCACUCUCGUGGCUGUGGCUCAAUUUGUCCUCCAACCCAGAACGCCUCAGCUCCUUUUUACAGCAGAUCGUUCAGGAGAUGAAAAACACAACAGAUGAGGAACAUUUGUUAACCUUUCUUCGCGCUCAGUCAUCUUCAACAGAGUACUGGGACCAUGGACGUCAAACUCAACUCUCCACAAGUGAAGGCCCCGUUGCAGUGUCAGCUGUGGUGGCAGCCGGGUCUGAUCCCCCGCUGAUGUGCCCGUCAAACGCUGAGUCAGCAGCCCCCUCUCCUCUAGACUGAGCCGAGCCGAGCAGCAGAUGAAUGUGUGUCUGAGUUUUUAUGCAGACGCCAGAAUGAAAGAUAAGAGACUUCAAACACAUCCUUAUCGUUCUUCAGCAUUUACCAUUCUAGAGACACUUUAUGUUGCUUAUUGUUUAGCGACUUCAUAAGUUCAGUGUGCUGAAGUUCUUAAUUGCAUAUAAGUGUACUUCUGCACUGUGAGAUUUCUUUUUGAGAUGACUACUUCCUGGAUUACAAAUGUUUAUAAGUGGCAAUCAUGUAAUGUUGGUAAAUAAACAGAUUUUUUGUUAUGUAAUUUUGGUA